This is a messenger RNA of Fusarium graminearum PH-1, 2302 nucleotides long. RefSeq lists its product as uncharacterized. The coding region runs from base 390 to 1979 and encodes 529 amino acids. The record is from RefSeq and is a predicted model, not a curated record. Gene Ontology annotation, biological process: proteolysis. Lineage: Eukaryota; Fungi; Ascomycota; Sordariomycetes; Hypocreales; Nectriaceae. The transcript is spliced from 3 exons. Gene Ontology annotation, molecular function: aspartic-type endopeptidase activity.
GGUCUCACUGUAACCAAGCCACUUCCAUUGUGUGUCUUUGCUUGUGUCCUCCAACUUGCGCCAGGUUAUAACUCGACGUCUUUACUGUGUCGUUUUGCUUCCAAUGCUGGGCUCAUAAACCUAAUUCUUAAUACCCUCGGCCAACUCUGGCUCCAGAGGCUUUGUUCGAUUCGACUUCACUGUUCUUUCUCAGCCUCGUCAAUUUCUGUUUUCACUGAAUAGACGCGUUUGAGACAGGUUGUGACGAGCUGCUCCAAUCAGCACCGAAUCGACCUUGGUCUGUCUUGUCUCAGUGCAAGCCAACUCACGGUUAUAUCAACCACUUCCGCUUCCGAGUACAACAAGCGGCCACCAGAAUUUCACUAUUCUGAUAUCAACGCAACUUCAAAAUGCGUCCAGGAGCGCUAUUAGCACAGCUGGCUUUCGCCUCGUCUGCCAAUGCAUUCUUUCCUUAUACCCCGGAUUGGCGAGUUGAUGUUGGACAAGAGAGUGUGGGGCGAAGGUCCAAGACCGUUGGAAACGGUGGUGGUGUUCGCAUGGGUAUUAAGCAGAGAGCUCCCAAGUCCAGUCAACCGUUAUCAGAGAGAGCAGCCCAUGAAGCAGCACGAUUAAUCGCAAAGUACACAGGAGGAACUGUCCCAGCCACCAGUGUGCUGGCCAAGCGCGAAAAUGAGUACAAUGUCAUGGAGGCAGCGAAAUCGACAACGAAACACACUCAGGGUGUGAACCAAGACGGCACUGAUUAUUCGUACUUUAUCGAAGUGGGAGUUGGAUCAGAAAAGAAGCCCAUGUAUAUGCUUAUCGACACAGGCGCUGGCUCAAGUUGGGUUAUGGGCACUUCCUGUACCAGCAAAGCCUGUACGAUGCACAACACAUUCGGCGCCGACGACUCAGACACACUCAAGGAGACAGGCAAAUCCUUCAGCAUUGCAUACGGCUCAGGAAAGGUUUCUGGCAACUGGGCAACUGACACACUUACCGUGGCCGGUAUGGACAUCAACUACCAGUUUGGACUGACGCAUACGACAUCGGACCAGUUUCUCUCUUUCGCCUUUGACGGUAUUCUUGGUCUUGCGAUAAACAAGGGAUCCAGCGGAAACUUCCUCAACGCCCUGGCUGAGUCGAAGGAAGUCGACAAGAACAUGUUCUGCGUCGCUCUAAACCGUGCGGCUGACGGUACCAACGAGGGCGAGAUCAGCUUUGGCUCGCCGAACCCCGAUAAGUACACUGGCGAAAUUUCCUACACAUCUCUCGGCAAAGAGAACGACUGGGCUAUCGAGAUGGACGAUAUGGGAUACAACGGCGAGCAGGCAGGUGUCGGAGGCCUGCGCAGCUUCAUCGACACUGGAACCUCUUUCAUGUUCGGCUCGCCAGCCAAUGUCAAGAAGGUCCACGCUCUUAUCGACGGAGCUGAGAGUAAGGAUGGCACCACGUAUCAUGUCCCCUGUGAUAGCAAGGGCAACAUGACCAUCAAGUUUUCUGGCGUCGACCAUGUUAUUUCGCCAAAGGAUUGGGUUUCUCCUCCAGACAAGGAUGGAAAGUGUACCAGCAACCUGUACGGUUUCGAAGUCGUCAAGGGCGCGUGGCUUCUGGGUGAUACCUUUAUCAAGAACGUCUACGCUGUUUUUGAUGCGGACGAACGACGAAUUGGUUUUGCUACGAACGCUAUCACGAGCGGCUCUGAUUCUGACGACUCUGAAGAAGAAACCACCUCCGCGACAGUGACAAAGACCUCCAACAAGCCAACCCAGACGUCUGACGACAGCGAAGAAACUGGAAUCACCACUAACUCAAAAUCAACCGCAACCGCAGUACCAGAUAUGGGUCUCGGUAAGGAAUCAGUCUCAUCUGGCACUGCCACCGCCGAAACAAGCCAGGCGAGCGAGACCCAAGACUCGUCAGCACCCUCAGGGCUAUUAUCGCAAGCCCGUUUCACAUUCAUUUUCUGUAUAGUACCAUUUUUCGCCCUCCUGACUUAGACGGAGUCGGGCAAGCGGUUAUACGUUCUUUUUAAUACCCUGGAUACAAUCGUUAUUUUACAAUCGUUAGACGCGCGGAAAGACGUGCAUAUAUAUAUAUAUACAACCCGAGAGCUUCAUAGAGCAUAGAAAAAUCAUGCGAGGAACAUAGGGACAGACAGACAAAGCUCAUCAAGCAUGAAUGAGAAGAUUGGGAAGGAAAGUUACAAUUGUACACCCGAUUGAAGUGAGGGAGAACUUGUUGAGUUUCACAUAGGUGGUUCAAGCCACGCUACACAUAUUUCCAACCAGAGAUAGACCAUCACAUUCAAUAGAAAUGUUGG